AUGGUUGUAAGUUCCAAAUUGGGAAUAGAAUUGUUGUGGUGGUUGAAGUUGAAGAAGUUUUUAAGAGGAAGAAUUGAAGAUUUGAGAUUAGAAACAAAGAUUUGUGAGAAAUUGUGUAGGUUUUGUUUAUUGAGAAAGGAUUUUGUAUCAAAGUUUGACCAGGUUCCUACACUGAACUACUACUGCUAUUUAUAUUAUUUUGGAUCGGGAAAAUUAUAUGACUGGGGUCAGUUUAAUAACCUUAUCUUCAACAUUGAUGAGAUUGUGAAAGAAAACUUGGGUAACAACAUUUCCCAGUUGUUAGACAGAAAUCUUGCCAGCCUGUCUGAGAAACUAGUUCCCAAUGACGUCAUGUUAUGUUUCCCUCUGUGGACCCUUAGAGAUGGGCCAUAA
Molecule: messenger RNA, 393 nt
Organism: Phycomyces blakesleeanus NRRL 1555(-)
Lineage: Eukaryota; Fungi; Mucoromycota; Mucoromycetes; Mucorales; Phycomycetaceae
Exons: 4
Coding region: 1-393 (130 amino acids)
Source: RefSeq, a predicted model, not a curated record